GGACACUUGCAGUUGCUAUGGGUCACUGACAACAAAGUGCGUCUUCCAUCAAGGUUUACAGCAAAACUGCAGGAGCAGCCGCGGCAGCAGCGACUGGUUUCACCCCGAAAUAGCAAGAAAUAGCAAGAUGUCGAGUUUUGUGUUAAACACAGUUUUCACGGACGCAGGCUGGGACGAGCGCUUCGCUCUGCCCGAGACCAACGCCGAGAACAGGGCGCUGAUAGAGGAGAUUCGUUUAAAGGAGACACAGCUGAAAAGACUGGAACACAAACUCGAGAGCAACAAGGAACAAAAGACGUUAAUGAGUGAAUUCCUCAAAAAUGGCAAACGAGAACUGGAGAAUACAGCGGCUCUGUGUAAGGCCAAGGAAAGAGAAGAAGAGAUGGAGAAACACCUGACAGCUCUCGCAGAGAGGGAGUCCGGUCGCCUGGCACAAGAGACUGCCCACAUGGAGAAUGAGCUCCGGUCUCUAGCUGAGAGGAGAAACAUGCUCGAGAAUCACAUCUUCAAGACCAAACAGAAGCUGGAGGAGUUCAGGAGCCAGAUGAACUGGGACCAGGAGACCAUGGAUGCCUUUUUGGAGGAAUCGGCGUGCAAAGACGAGCACACGAUGGCCAUCAUCAAGUAUGCCCAGCAGGAUGAGCAGAAGAUCAAGUCACUUUCUCUGGCCAUAGAGAAGAAGGCAUUGGAGGCUCACGACAAGCGCAAAGCACUCGACAAAGAGUUGACUGAGACUGUAUCUGCACAGCUUGCUCUGGAUAAGACUACAGAGAAUUUAGAGCAGACGCACCUGGAGACACAGCAGCUCAUUCACCAGUGGGAAAACACCAUCAAGCUGAUGAAGCGACGUGAUGCUGACAUGCAGCAGUGUGCACUGCAACUUGCCCAAGCCAACCAGAACAUACGGGAGAGGAAUGCUGCUGUUACAGAGAAGAAGCACCUGCUGGAUACUCAGAGGAGAAACAACAAGGAAGCUGAGAGGAAGAUAACAUUAGCCCAACGCGUGGCUGUCAAACUGCGGCAGGAUUUGAAGGAGCAGGAGAGUAACUGCAGCAGGCUGCAGGACGAGUUGGACAGUUGCAAGGGCACACUAGACAAGGCUAACUCCAGUGUGGAGUCUGUGACAGCCAACAUAUCCAAAAUGAAGAAAAACAUUCAGGAUAACAACCACAAACUCAGUGAGGCCAGGGCCUACAAUGCUGCACUGGAGGAGAAACUUAAAGUUGUCACUCAGACUGUCCUGAGUGAGGAGGAGAGAGCUGCACAGAUGGACCAGUUUCUUAAGGGUGAGGAGCAGGCGAUCAAGGAGCUGGAUGUGCAGCUGCAUGACUGCAGAGAGGAACUGUUCCGUCAUAAAAACCAUUUGCAGACCCUUAAGGCCAAGGGGAAGGAUUCUGAGGCCCAUGUAUCGAGGAGCAGGUCCACGAUCGCCAGCCUGAAGAGCCAGCUCACAAAAGUGGAGAAGGACUUAAUGAAACAGCAGAUGACCAUUAAUGAGCAGGACUCCAAGAUCAUCUGCCUGAGUAGGAAACUGGCACGGCUGCAAGGUGACAUUCAAGUGGAUGAAAAACAAAUGCUGGACAUGAAGAUUGCAGAGUUGACCCAAGCCCUGGAGGAGAAGAAGAAGACUGCACACAUGUUAACCAACACACUCAAGGAGUCUGAAGAUGACAUUCGCUUUUUGAGAAAAGAAAUGGAAAAGUCUAAAUGUCAGAAGAGAGCUAUGACAGAGAAGGUGGAGGAGCUCAUGCUACUCAGUGACACGAAUGACAAGGAGCUGAAGAGACUGCGACUCAGAAAGCAGGACGACAUGGUUGAGCGGAACAUGGUGAAGUUAGAGGUCAAACGUGUCAGAGAUCUGCUGUACAACAAGGCGGAUACUGUGCUGUCUCUGGAGAAGAGGAGGCUGGAGCUUCAGAGAGCCAUGAAGGAGAGGGUGGAGGAGAUCAAGGUCUUCAGAGAGAUGCUCGGCCAGAAGUUCAAGAUCACCGAGCAGGAGAGACAGAGACUCAGUGCUGAAAUGAACGAGAAACUGUCCAAGAUCGACCUGACAAAGAAACGUUUUGAGGUCGCGACACUUUCAAUGGCAGCUCCUGAGGGGGAGGAGGACAAGUCGCAGGCUUACUACAUCACAAAGGCUGCACAAGAGAAAGAGGAGGUGAGGCAAAAGGGAGACAGUCUCGAUGCUAAAAUACGCAAGAUGGAGCUGGAGAAUAGAGCACUGGAGAACACCGUCCUGCUAUUCAACAACAGCAACUCGACAUUUCGCAAAUCUCUCAACAAAGUAAAUGAAUCGAGUCCAGAAUACCAAGAAAAACUGAAGUUAGAGGAGCAGCUGAGGACAUCAGAAGACACACUGAAGUACAAGAAAAGACAAGUCCAAGAGCUCCAACAAGACAUACAGGACAUGAACAAUACGUUGGCAGGUCUGCUGCAAGAAGAGCAGCUGGAGAAGGGAAAGAUCGAGCACAAACACUCACUCAUUGCUAAAGUGAACAAAGAACUCGCUUCACAGCGACAGAAAAUGGACAGAGCAGCAAAACAGUGUUCUAAGUUGACCAAAGAGAUCCGCUCAGCAAAAAACACCAAGACUGAGACUUUUGAAGAGAAGGACCUGAAACUGAGGGAAUUGAAAGAAUUCAAUAGGAGCAUUGGAAAGAUGCUGAAUGAGACCCUGGAGGACAAGCCUGAUCUCAGAUCAGUGAUGGAGAAAUACUUCCUGCAGGCCAAUCUGUCUCUUCCGACUCCUUCCUCUACUCCGACCAGCCACCGGAGUUCCAAGGCGAACUCUGCCCGCAGCUCUGCCUCUCUCAGAUCUCCUUCAUCCUCAGCCAGCAACAGCCCCAGGGCCUCUGCAUUUCAUUCGCCCGCAUUGAAGACAGUGGAGCUGGGCUUGGACAUGACAGUGGCCUCCCCUCCUCUCACCAUGUCCAGACGUUCCAGCUCUGCAAACAGCGGCAGCUGCAGCAGAAAGCUGAAGAACAACUGAACAACGUUACAUGAUGGACACGAUUCUGAAUUUGUAUUUAACCAAUUCUAUUGUUGGCUUUAAAUGUGUUAUUUGUAUCUGAUAUGAAAACUUGAAAAUAAAACAUGAUACAUCAUAACUCGCUGCUACACUUAAAACUGUGGUGUGCAACAAUUAAGUAUAUACUAUGUACAGUAUAUAGAUAUAUCGGUUAGAAUCAAACUUCCGCAAACUCUCUGUGUUUCUCAGUGUCAUAGGACUGGAUAAUGAAAGGGUGUGAAAAUGACUUCUUUAAAGUUGUGUGACAGCAGCAGCAAAGUCUUUCACCUUCUUUAAAUUCAUAUUUCAUUUAUUUUGUAGACUCUGAUGGCGAGGUGAACUUUGUAUUUCACUGGCUUUCAAUGAAGUGUCACUUCCUGGUGCAUGACAGAAGCAGCCAGAGAUUCUAUGGGAGCAGAAGUUGCAUUUUCAUACAGAUUUUAUUCUCUCAAAGAAACAUCAACAUGCUGCUGCUAAUGAUGAUUCUGGUUUCUGGAUGUUUGGCUUCAUGUGCAGCACAGACAUCAUCUUUGGACACGUCAACCACGGCCGAUCCCCCCACGACUCCCUCAAUCCAGGCAACAGCUGUCCUGCCCACGUCUGAUGUCAGGAACAAUCCUGUGGCGAUCCUUCAGACAGCUGUUCGAUCCAGUCGUGAGCUAAAUGAAACAGUUGGUCCAGUUUUAAACAAGCUCUAUGACAUCAUCCACCAGCUUCAACCACAUCUGAACUUCACCCUGACUGUGAGGAACGUCACUGGAGUCUGAGUGUGUUUCUGAGUUUGCUCACUCGCUCCACGCAACAGAAAUCAGACUGUAUGUUAGUUCAUUGAUGAUUGAUGCCAUUCUAGUUUUGGGCACUAGGGGGAAACAAACGGUUAGAGCUUGACGAUUGGACCCGAACUCUUCUGUGAAACUUUAAGUGGACUUUCACUAUAAUGAGACUGAAAUAAAAACACUCAGGGAAUUACUCUCUCUGAAAGAAAGUUUAUUUUUAUUUACCUUUCACUGCCCAGCAACAGCUGAUGAAACCUCAGUGCAGUAAAGUAAACAACAAACAGCAGUAUAAUUAUUUGUUUUUUCGAUUUUUGCCCAUUUUCAUCUGAAUCUUACACACUGUAGCUUUAAUGACACGCAGAGCUAGUUAGAGCCGCUUUAAGAAUUCUAACUUCUAAUAUUUCUUUGUUUUGUUGACAUGUAAUUCAUUCAUAUAAGGAGGUUACAUUUCUGUGUGCCUUUUUCUUUCGUUACAUUUACGUAAAACAACAUUUCCUGGUUAAAAAGAAAAAGUGUAAUAUAAUUAAAUAACAACAAUAUUAAAAUAUAUAGUAUAGGAGUUAGUUUUAUGGUAAUACCAUGUUAUUUUCUAUGCUAUUUCUAGUUCGGUAAAUGUAAUUGUGCAGUAAUAAGUGAUAACUACCAUGAUAAUGCAUUUUAUUUAAAGGCGACUUUCAGAACUCAGAGCAAUAGAACAUGGAUGAAACAGGAUAUAUCUAAAAUAUAUAACAUAAAACAGAGACGAAAAUAAGAACAGAUGGGUAGUGUGGAGUGGGAUCAUGAGUGGACGGUGGAUGGGACAAUAAGAUGGAGAGAGGAAGAGGAGAAAGAGGAGGAGGUGAGGUUAUGGAGGACAUUGAAUGUGUACAGAAGGAUUUUGAAUUCAAUUUCGGAAGUAGAACAGGGGUGACAUGGUGAAUAAAGGGGGUUUAGGUGGUUAUUCGGGCAGCAGUUUGUGUCGUCAUUUACUAUAAUAAUCAUUAGGUGAUAGCUUGGAAGUGAGAAUUAUUGCAGACUGCCAUUAACGUUCGACCGUCACAUGAAAGUGUUUCAGAAUUGGUAAUUACGACUAUGAUAAUGUAAACCUUAUGUUUUACGUCCCAUUUCCAUUAGUAUUAUUACCAGGCUGUAGAUAUAAGAUGGUAUUACCAUAAUAUAACUUUCCUGUUACAAAAUGAUGGCCUCACUGUUACCAUAUUAUUUCUGUACUUUAUUGUAAAGUGUUUCUGAUUGUAUAACUUUUAGAAAUAAAUGAUUGAUGUAGGAAUAACAAUACUCUGUUAACUCAGAA
This is a messenger RNA of Solea senegalensis (Senegalese sole), 5074 nucleotides long. RefSeq names its product coiled-coil domain containing 39 (gene ccdc39). The transcript has 24 exons. Gene Ontology annotation, biological process: cilium-dependent cell motility; cilium movement; inner dynein arm assembly. Bases 128 to 2989 code for a protein of 953 amino acids. Lineage: Eukaryota; Metazoa; Chordata; Actinopteri; Pleuronectiformes; Soleidae. The record is from RefSeq and is a predicted model, not a curated record. Gene Ontology annotation, cellular component: axoneme.